AUGAAGUCGUUCACUGUUCUUCUUAUUUCAUGUUCAUGUGUUCUGCUUCUUCUUCCAAACAAUGAGGCUAUUAUUUUGGACAAACUUGUUAACAUUAUUUUCCCCAGAGGUACAAAAGCCCCGCCCGUGGCUGGGCCAACACCUAUCAAUAUCGUAGAGCCUGAAAACAGUGCCAUUGUAGAUAACGCCACGGAGGCAGGGGAGCCUGUCGGAACGUCCGCGGGGCCCCCCGCCCACAGUGAGGCCGCGUCGACUGUACAGCCCACUGAUUAUACUACCUUACCGUCCACUACCGAGUCUGGGAACGAUACUUCCAAAGUUCUUAUCACGGCGCCGGCGUCCAAAUGCCCUGCAGGCCAGAGAAGGAACCACCGGGGCAUUUGUGUCAGUGUCAUCGUGCGACGUGCCAGCUCCCGAGAUGUCUUUUCGGAAGAUAGGAUUUUUGGUAUUAGCAACACUACUUUUUGUAAUGUGUGCUUUCUGCACGGCAGCACCUACUUCUUCUCAAAAUGGUACUCUUCAAGGCAAUAUUAUCAAUCUGCCGGUGCGCGGUGCUUGCGCCCCGAAUCAGAGACUCAACAGUGUGGGGCUUUGCAGAAGUUCAUGGUGAGCUUUUGGCGCUUGCAAGGGCGUGAGUGGACGACGAGCCGAGGGAGAGCGGCGAUGCAGCGCUGGGGCGCAGCCUGUGCAGCUGGGGAGGGCUGCGCGCAAGCGAUCACCCUCUCCUCGCUGCCACCAUCCUCCACGCCGACCAUAUUUAGAUAGCAAAUAGGAGGGUGAUGCUCAAUAAAACCAAGUUCCUCGAGCAACGUCAGAUGAACGCCAAGAUUAUUGCAUCAUAUUAAAUGCAUUAAUUUUAAAUAUACUCACUCUAUAAAUCAACCAGCCACAUUACUGUACAAUAGAGAAAUGCUUCAAUAUUUCUUGAGUAGAAUAAUAAAGAAGUAUUUUUUUCUGUUUCAAGCAAUUUUAAUUUGUGCUCUUGUUUACAUUCCUCGCUUUGGAUUCUCUGAGUCUUCAGUAAAGAUUUCCAUUUAAUGUGUGUUGUACUUCAGUUUCUAAGACUAUUGUCCCCCAGUUACAAUUUAAGACAUUGUAAUAAUAAAUAAACAUAAUAAAUUGUUUAUGGUGAAAAAAUACUGAGUUUCCUAAAUAUCCCAAAAGAGUUCUUUAAUAGACACUUAUAAAUGGUUUGAGGCACUUUUAAUAUAUGUACUAUAUAAAUCAGUGACGAAGCCAAAAUGACAUUUCAUCUCCCUUUAUUAAAGCCAUCUUUCUCACAAAUGUAACAUUCCCAAUUCUAUUACAGGAGUA
Gryllus bimaculatus (two-spotted cricket) is the source of this 1314-nucleotide messenger RNA. The record is from the annotation of a GenBank genome assembly. Lineage: Eukaryota; Metazoa; Arthropoda; Insecta; Orthoptera; Gryllidae.